CCCCUGUGCAAAACACCCCGAGCAUUCUCCCCGGUGUUUGGUCAGUGACCCCUCUCCCUCUUUCGCCCCGACCUUCUGUCGACCCCGGACGCCCCAGUCAACAAAGGACAAAUAGGGGAAAACAGCCUACUGACAAUCGCGUGCAUGCGCAGGUUACCCACUUGUCGACUUCGUCUUACCCACCCCCCAUCUCACUUCCUAUCCAUAUAACCAGCCAUGUCGCUUGCCUCUGGUGUUUCCAUUACCGACGAGUGCGUCAAUGCAUUCAACGAGUUUCGCAUGAGCGGCGGCUCCAAGGGUGAUAAGGUCAAGUUCAUCAUCUUCAAGAUCGCCGACAACAAGAAGGAGGUUGUCGUCGACACCGUCUCGCACGACCAGGACUAUGAGGUCUUCCGCACCAAGCUCGAGGAGUCCCGUGAUGACAAGGGCAAGCCCGCUCCCCGUUAUGCCGUUUACGACGUCGAGUACGACCUCGGUGGUGGUGAGGGCAAGAGGAGCAAGAUCAUCUUCAUUUCCUGGGUUCCCAGCGAGACCCCUACCCUCUGGUCCAUGAUCUACGCCAGCACCCGUGAGAACCUGAAGAACGCCCUCAACAUCCACACCUCCAUCCACGCCGACGACAAGUCCGACAUCGAGUGGAAGACCGUUCUGGCCGAGGCCAGCGGUGGCAAGGCUGGCAAAUAAACAACGGCGCCGGCUGGGCCCGGGCCCAGGUGACUUGGGCGUCGUGGCGGUCGUUUCGCGGAGUCUUCCGGAAGGACUAACUCACCCCAGGUCCCCUGCACCUCUUUAGUUCAAUAUCAGAUCGUUACGACUUGACUGCUUUCAUUAGUGACCGUAUCAUGUUGCAAUCGGGGCACUUUCCGUGAACGAGCGUCUGGGAGGGUUUUCCUUUUCUCUUUUCAGCGUUUGAG
This is a messenger RNA of Aspergillus heteromorphus CBS 117.55, 914 nucleotides long. RefSeq names its product actin-binding ADF family protein. Gene Ontology annotation, cellular component: cytoplasm; actin cortical patch; actin cytoskeleton. The transcript is spliced from 5 exons. Gene Ontology annotation, biological process: actin filament depolymerization; cell motility; actin filament severing. Bases 217 to 684 code for a protein of 155 amino acids. NCBI's taxonomy places the organism in Eukaryota, Fungi, Ascomycota, Eurotiomycetes, Eurotiales, Aspergillaceae. The record is from RefSeq and is a predicted model, not a curated record. Gene Ontology annotation, molecular function: actin filament binding.